CGCCGCGCGGCCGGGGAGUCUCCGACCCAGUUCACCUGAGCCCCGCAAGGGACAUGGUGACCCUGGCGGGGGGUGCGAGCCGGCGAGACCGAGGGCUUCAUGCGGAAGGAGGAGCAAGUCCGGCCGAGCGCUCGAGGGCCUCUACGGUCAGAAACAAGGCGGAGGUGCUGUCAUUAGUUUCAGGCCAGUGAAAAGCAGCUGGGGCUACACCGUCAUGGGAGAGACGAGUAGAGAUGAGUAUAAAAUCCAGUCUUUUGACGCAGAAACCCAGCAGCUGCUGAAGACCGCACUCAAAGAUCCAGGCGCUGUGGACUUGGAGAAAGUGGCCAAUGUGAUUGUGGACCAUUCUCUGCAGGACUGUGUGUUCAGCAAGGAAGCAGGACGGAUGUGCUACGCCAUCAUCCAGGCGGAGAGCAAACAAGCAGGCCAGAGUGUCUUCCGGCGCGGGCUCCUUGACCGGCUGCAGCGGGAGUAUCAGGCCAGGGAGCAGCUGCGAGCUCGCUCCCGGCAGAGCUGGGUGUGCUAUGUCACCUUCAUCUGCAACAUCUUUGACUACUUGAGGGUGAACAACAUGCCCAUGAUGGCCCUGGUCAACCCUGUCUAUGACUGUCUCUUCCAGCUGGCCCAGCCUGAGAGUCUGAGCAGGGAAGAGGAGGUGGACUGCCUGGUGCUACAGCUGCACCGGGUUGGGGAGCAGCUGGAGAAGAUGAACGGGCAGCGCAUGGAUGAGCUCUUUGUCCUAAUUCGGGAUGGCUUCCUGCUGCCAAUAGCCCUUAGCUCCCUGGCCCGGCUGCUGCUGCUGGAGAUGAUCGAGUUCCGGGCGGCGGGCUGGAAGACCACGCCUGCUGCCCAUAAGUACUACUAUAGCGAGGUUUUGGACUGAGCGAGGCGCCACCUUUCAUGACUCCCCCCCCCCUCUUUUGGCUGGCACCAGAAUCCUUGCCUCUCAGACCCUGCUGGACUUUUCUGCUGGGGCUCUUCCCUUCCUUCCCUCUGGAGCUGUAGAGAAACAGACCUGGUCCCUGGCUGGAGACUGCCCAGCUUCCCUUUUCCUCCAAGUCCUUUCAGCUUCCACCUGGGCCAGGCAGGGAAAGGCAACUCCUAACAACCACUGAAAUAUGUAACCACCGGUGUGAUACUACUACCUUGGUGCCUCAGUUUCCCCAUCUGUAAAGUGGGCCGCUGGUGGGAUGCUCUGGGACUUAAGGGCAGCAGAGAACAAAUACCUGAGGAAGUGUUUUCUAGGUUUUGUACAGAGACACUGGAGAGGCCUGCAUCUUCCCGUCCGUUUCCAUCAGCGACAGGGCCUCGCCAGGUCAGGGGGAGGGUUUCUAAUAAAUUUUUUCUGUAACCAAA
This is a messenger RNA of Arvicola amphibius (Eurasian water vole), 1356 nucleotides long. It is a transcript of the gene Mif4gd, whose product is annotated as MIF4G domain containing. Gene Ontology annotation, molecular function: protein binding; RNA binding; translation activator activity. The record is from RefSeq and is a predicted model, not a curated record. The transcript is spliced from 6 exons. The coding region runs from base 215 to 883 and encodes 222 amino acids. Gene Ontology annotation, biological process: regulation of translational initiation. Lineage: Eukaryota; Metazoa; Chordata; Mammalia; Rodentia; Cricetidae. Gene Ontology annotation, cellular component: cytosol.